UUCGUUCAUUCGUUCUUGGCUUCUAGUGUGGCUUCCAGUUCUAAAUUUCGUUGUCGUCGACCAUGGCGGACAAUGCACAACAUCGAUGCUUGGAACAGCAACUAAACAAACUUGUGAGCUUCUUAACGCUAAGCAGUAAAGAAGACUGCAAAGUAUUGGCGUUAGAAUAUUUAUUAGGCCUUACUGAAAGCCACGAUGGCCUUGAAAUGCUCGAACGCAAUCAGAAUUUGGUCGACAAGAUUGUUGAAUUGACAAAAGACAAAUCUGAGAGAGUGCAGAAAGAUGCAUGGUUAUUUGUUUUGAAUGCGUCCGGCGUGGAAACAAUCGCACACGAAUUGGGGGACAAGAACUAUUUUGAAUUUUUGAUACGGCACGUUGUUGAUAAACAAUGCAAAUUUUCAGAUAUUAUUGCUAUGCUUUUGAGCAAUUUAACUUUAACUGAAAAGGGAUGUGAAACAUGUUUAAAAAGCAUGGAAAACUCACCUCAAAAGAUCUUUAAUAACUUACUCAAUGCGCUCAUUACAGAGAACUAUAACGAAGAUUGCAACUUACAUCAUUUGGCUGCAUUUAUAUUAAAUAUGACCAGAAUUAAAAAAGUGCGACUUUCUAUUCUUGAUAAAUCUGGGAAUUUUAUAUCAAACUUGUUACCAUACAUUGGUUACGAGAAAUCUGUUGUGCGAAGAAGAGCUGUUGUUGGAAUAAUACGAAACUGUUGCUUUGAGUAUGACCACCAUGAUUGGUUGCUUAGUGAUGAUGUCAAUAUACUAUCUGCAUUGUUGUUACCAUUGGCUGGUCCAGAAGAAUUGUCAGAUAGUGAGAAUGAAAGUCUACCUCUUGAUUUACAAUAUCUCGAUGAGGACAAGAAACGUGAGAUAGAUCCUGAUAUUAGAAAGAUGUUACUUGAAUGUCUUUUGAUGCUAUGUUCAACCAAAUCCUGCAGAAAAUAUAUCAAAGAUAAGAACACAUAUGUCAUCAUCAGAGAACUUCAUAAAUCUGAAAUGAAUGAAAGUGUUUGUAAAGUUAUUGAGAAGGUAGUUCAAGUGCUUAUCGGAGAAGAAACUGAAGAACACAUGGCAAACUUUCAUGAAGUAGAAAUACCACAUGACAUUUUGCAGCAGUUGGAAUUGAAAUAAAAUGUCAAUAAAGUUUACCUUUACAAACAUCAGAAUAUCAAUUUUAAUAAAAUGCUUAACACAAUUCA
Molecule: messenger RNA, 1201 nt
Organism: Xenia sp. Carnegie-2017
Lineage: Eukaryota; Metazoa; Cnidaria; Anthozoa; Malacalcyonacea; Xeniidae
Product: protein HGH1 homolog
Exons: 3
Coding region: 63-1133 (356 amino acids)
Source: RefSeq, a predicted model, not a curated record